Messenger RNA from Arachis ipaensis, 468 nucleotides. NCBI's taxonomy places the organism in Eukaryota, Viridiplantae, Streptophyta, Magnoliopsida, Fabales, Fabaceae. The record is from RefSeq and is a predicted model, not a curated record.
AUGCCGCCGGAUCGGUACAAUCCAAUAGUGGAGGGGUAUUUACGGGACACUGGCUUUUAUCAUGUUUCACAGAUCGGAGUUGUCCAAUGUCAGUCGGCAUUGGUUAAUGCUCUGAUCGAGAGAUGGCGCCCCGAGACUCACACCUUCCAUUUUCCGGUUGGUAAGUGUGCCGUGACACUGGAGGAUGUGGCGUUAAUUCUUGGUCUUCCGACGAAUGGUUUGCCAGUUACGGGACCGACACUGAGUAGUUAUGAGGCGUUAGAGGCUGAAUGCUUGGAUCAGUUUGGUGUUGCACCUAGGAAGACAGACUGUAGGGGAAGUUUCAUCAAGUUGACGUGGUUUCAAGCAUUGAAGGAUCGAUUAGUGUUGGUUGAUGAUAUCCAGAUUCAGAGGUACAUGAAGUGCCACAUAAUGUUAUUGUUUGGGACCGUUAUGUUUGGAGAUAAGUCUGAAGCAGGGGUGCACUGA